GUUUUUAAUGAUAUUAAACAAUUUAUAAGUCAAAAUACAUCACAUAGCGACGUACUCUGUUGUUGAAACUGUUGCCGGAAAGAUGUCCCGACUCUUAGUGACUUGUUUCUUCAUUGGCAUUUGCAAGAGUUCACUUGGCCAAGUAGGGCUUGGCGGAUUUGGAAACAAUCUUGCACUUAGCAACGGACUGGCAGCAAAUAGUUUAGCGGCAACCAAUCUCGCAGCGAAUGGAAUCGUUAAUAAUUUAGCUUAUGGAAAUAGUUUGGGUUUUAAUAAUGGCGUUUUUAAUCCUAUCGGCAGUGCUAUUGCUGGUAACGCUAUAGCAGCCACAGCUAAUGCUGCUGCUGUAAAUGCUAUUGCUGGUAACAAUGCUGCUGCCAUCAAUGCUGCAGCUGAAAACGUCGCUGCGGGUGUAAAUGGGUUAUCAUUUGCUGGCUUGCCAAUAUCUGGAGUUUCUCCAAUCGGAUACGGUGAUGUAGCUGUAGGAGGAGAGCUACCAGUGGCCGGUGCUACAUCCGUGGCUGGCAAUGUACCUAUAAUUGGCUUUGUAACCUUCGAAGGUACUGUGCCAGCUGGGGGCAUGGUGAGUGUGGCCAGCAAUUGUGGAUGUAACGGACCAACCGUUUAUUAAUGUCUUUAGUGAUUAGUUAUAGUUCUUUAUUUAUUGAGUAAAAUAUUUAAUUUAAUAAAGUAUUUUUUUUA
Molecule: messenger RNA, 702 nt
Organism: Vanessa atalanta (red admiral)
Lineage: Eukaryota; Metazoa; Arthropoda; Insecta; Lepidoptera; Nymphalidae
Exons: 2
Coding region: 83-631 (182 amino acids)
Source: RefSeq, a predicted model, not a curated record